AUGGAGGUUUUCUGCGUUACUUAUCCAGCACUGACAACAAUCGGGGAUAUUUUUUUGUGGGGCAACACCGCAGCUCUAGCUUUCGAAUUGCCCCAAGAUCCAUACUCCCCCUUCGACCAUCGCGCUGAUCCCUUGCACCGGAGAGUUGACACCAAAACUAUUUACUAUACGGAUUACGACGGGAGGGUUAUACAUAAAACACCAUACAAAAGGAAGCCAAUCGUGAAUCCGGCGUUCGCGAAGCGGAGUGUACCUUCUUCGCGCCGAUGUGAAGACGAUAUCGGAAAUAAAGUGGACAGGGGGCGAAUGCACGCAUCGCAGCACAAGCGAGAUUAUCUAAAAGGGCAACAGUUGGCGGCGCGAGCUGUGGAGUUUCACAGAAGCGGCCGCGGCGCACUGUACCAGAAAAUGGAGACAAUGUUACAGGGCCUCGGCGUCGACGGCAGGCAGUGUGUUUUGAAAUCGCUGUGCAUGGUGGCGCAGUCGCAGAACCAUCCCCAGGGAGAUUUCUUGCAGGAAAUAUUGAGGGCUGUGCUCACGUUGCCCCAGUCAGCUGACGUGGAGGACUAUAUGGAGGAGUAUGACGCGGCAUCGAAGGCGACCGAACCCUGCGAGACCCUGUACCCAGAUUGCAACGAACCGCUCGCCAAUGUGGACUCGCCGACGUUCAGCUAU
Molecule: messenger RNA, 675 nt
Organism: Iphiclides podalirius (scarce swallowtail)
Lineage: Eukaryota; Metazoa; Arthropoda; Insecta; Lepidoptera; Papilionidae
Source: the annotation of a GenBank genome assembly